AUGACCGAAGAUGAUAUAAAAACCGCAGAUGCUGCAAUUGAAGCUGGGCAAGAAGAAGAAGAGGAGGAAGAAGAUGAUUAUAUGAACAUGAUAAUCACGGAACCUACGAAACCGCGCGAAAAAGAAACAUAUAGCCAACGACGGGUGCGCAUGCAACGCGAAUCCGAGGCCCGGUCGCGCACGAAAUCGAAAGCUGAGAUUGCGGCUGAAGAAUCUGCUGCGCGCGAAGAAGCAUUGUCGAAAUCGAUGUUGGCGGCUCCCGAGAGUGCACAUAGUAAGGGAUUAAAGAUGAUGGCGAAGAUGGGGUUUACGCCGGGAGUGGCGCUGGGGGCGAAAGGGAAUGUGGGUGCGAGGUUGGAGCCGGUGGGGGUGAGUGUUAAGGAGGGGAAGGGGGGGAUUGGGUUGGAGGAGGAGAAGAAGAGGAGGUUUAGGGAGGGGGUGGAGAAAGAGGGGAAAAGGGUUAAGGUGGAGGAGGGGGAGUAUAGGGAGAGGGUUGGGAAGGAGAGGGAGGAGGGGAGGUUGGAAGGGAUUGUUGGGGCGGCGAUGAGGGUUGCGGAGAGGAUGGAUGGGGAGAGGGAGGAGGAAGAGGAAGAGUAUGCGAUUGAGAAUGGGAGUAGGGGAGCGGGGAAGACUGAAGAUGGAGUUAAACGCAAAAUUUCUACGAAACCGUUAAAGCAGAUCAACAUUUUAUGGAGAGGACUAGUUCGAAAACGCGAAGAAAAGGAAAGGGAUAGGAGGAUGAGAUAUGAUCUCCAACAAAGUCUAUCACGUUUGCCGACAUACGAUGAUGCGGAUGAAGACCAGGAUGAUAAGAGAGCACUCGGAAAGGACAAAAUACAGCAUACUAUCGUGGAGGAUUUAGAGGAAGAGGACCCUGAGCUGGAUGCUUUUAAUUUGCUGGAACCGGCCGAAAGAUUACAGAAGCUUGUUGAGCAUUUGAGGUCGCAGUACUAUUAUUGCUUCUUCUGCAAAUUUAAGUAUCCAGACGAUUCGAUGGAUGGCUGCCCAGGCCUAACGGAGGAGGAUCACGAUUGA
Messenger RNA from Sclerotinia borealis F-4128, 1035 nucleotides. Lineage: Eukaryota; Fungi; Ascomycota; Leotiomycetes; Helotiales; Sclerotiniaceae. The record is from the annotation of a GenBank genome assembly.